CCUCUCCCAGCGGCUCUUCGUGCUGGCCCUCCGCGUUCCUGGCCACCAUGACCACCACCACCACUUUCAAGGGCGUCGACCCCAACAGCAGAAGCAGCUCUCGGGUUUUGCGGCCUCCGGGUGGUGGCUCCAAUUUCUCAUUAGGCUUUGACGAACCAGCAGAACAACCUGUGCGGAGGAACAAAAUGGCCUCCAACAUCUUUGGGACGUCUGAAGACAGCUCCCCUUCCUGGGCCAAGUGCACAGAAUUUGUAUUCCUUUUAUUGAUAUUGAAGUAUGGUUUCAAAUUACCGUGGCAAUAUCUGUGUUUGCAGUAUUUCCCUUUAACACAAAAGGUCUGA
Echinops telfairi (small Madagascar hedgehog) is the source of this 341-nucleotide messenger RNA. Its product is annotated as jupiter microtubule associated homolog 1-like. The record is from RefSeq and is a predicted model, not a curated record. Gene Ontology annotation, cellular component: nucleus. The coding region runs from base 48 to 341 and encodes 97 amino acids. Lineage: Eukaryota; Metazoa; Chordata; Mammalia; Afrosoricida; Tenrecidae. The transcript has 2 exons.